CUCUUUGAUACUAUUGUUAAGACUUAAAACAAAAACAUAUUUUGAAAAGUGGACUGUUUUGUAGUAUUUAUAAGUUACAGGAGGCAAUAUUAUAAAUUUCUUAAUCUUACACAACACUCCCCUGUAAACAUGUAACUCCUAUAUCUCUCUACUCUCCAUCAUCAUUCUUUCUCUCUCUAAAACACCUUCAUAUGCUUCUGAAUUCUGGAGUGAGAGAUUCGUAUAAAAAGAAGCACGCAUAUAGUAUGUUGUACUGUGUGUAACUCUUUCUUGGCAACUGCACCCACAACAUAAUAAUCAUCUUCCACCGGUGAUUACCUUUGAAAUUCGAAUCUAGACACGUUUAUGUAAUUUGAUGGCGAAAAGUGAGGUGUUUGAAGGGGAUCAGAGCGUGGCGGUGGCGAAGGUUAUGACAGAGUUGAAGAAGGAAUUGAAUAGACUUGUGAAAGCGAUUAUUGAAGAUUCAUCAUCGGAGGAUGAAAAUGGAUUUGGAUGUUUCGAGAGAGCGAAUCAGACUUUGCAAGCUUUGAAAGAAUCGAAAGAGGGAGGAGGGAAACAACGAUCGUCUUCGAUUAAACGACUCAAUGAUAAUAAUCGUAAUAACAAUGAAAGUUCGACGUCGGUUUGGGCUUCUUGUUAUCCUCUCUACUGGUCAGACAUACGAUAG
This is a messenger RNA of Lactuca saligna, 667 nucleotides long. The record is from the annotation of a GenBank genome assembly. NCBI's taxonomy places the organism in Eukaryota, Viridiplantae, Streptophyta, Magnoliopsida, Asterales, Asteraceae.